Oncorhynchus masou masou (cherry salmon) is the source of this 1649-nucleotide messenger RNA. RefSeq names its product CD5 antigen-like. Gene Ontology annotation, cellular component: membrane. The transcript has 8 exons. Lineage: Eukaryota; Metazoa; Chordata; Actinopteri; Salmoniformes; Salmonidae. Bases 188 to 1564 code for a protein of 458 amino acids. The record is from RefSeq and is a predicted model, not a curated record.
GAAAGUGUAAACAUGGAGGAUGAUUUCAAGACUUUCUGCUAUCGAAUACAGUUUGCCCCGUGAUCAAUUUGAUAGAUUAUUAACGUUUAUUAAUACCUAAAGUUGGUUUAGAAAAGUAGUUUGAAGUGAUUUGUAAAAGUUUAUAGGCAACUUUUGUAAUUUUAAAACGUGACUUUGCGUCUUGUAAAUGGGAAUUUUCCUGGAUCAGACCAGCCUUCAUGAAAUGACAUUUUGGGUAUACAAUGACGGAUUUAAUCGGGAAAAAGACCCAAUUGUGAUGUUUAUGGGACAUAUAGGAGUGCCAACAGAGAAGCUCGUCAAAGAUCUCCAGGCUCAAAGCGUCAGUCCACCAGCUGAACUCUCAGUCAGACUGGUGAAUGGGACCACUUCCUGUUCUGGGACAGUGGAAGUCUUCAAUGAAGGAGAGUGGUUGGGUCUAUGUUCUGGGUGGUGGAGAAUGAUGAUAGAGGUCAAGGUUGUGUGUAGAGAGCUGGACUGUGGGAAUCCUGUAGCUGAAUCUGGAAUGCCUCUGCUUGAAGAUGGAAAACGAAGAGUCAUACUAGGUGGUUGCUAUGGAAAUGAGUCUUCUGUUAGACAGUGUGACAUUGUAAGAGGAGGACCUGGUGGCUGUAAUGGUAGAACUUAUCAUCAUGUGACCUGUUCAGAGUCUGUGCGGCUUGUGGAUGGAGCUGGUCUCUGCUCUGGGAGAGUGGAGGUGAAGUCCAAUCAGUCCUGGGCCUCAGUGUGUGAAGCUGACUUUGACCAGCAGGAUGCAGAGGUAGUCUGUAGGGAUCUUGGCUGUGGGGCUCCUGCAGCUCUACAGGGGGGGCUCUAUGGAGAAGGUGAGGGUCAGACCUGGGAUAAAGAGUUCCAGUGUAAAGGCAAAGAGUCCCUUCUCCUGGACUGUGACACCUCAGACAGAAAACACAACAACUGCCUACCUGGUAAUGCUGUUGGACUCACCUGCUCAGAGCCUGAUGAUGUGAGGCUGGUAGGAGGAGGCAGUCGCUGUGCUGGUGGAGUGGAGUGGUACGACCAGGGAGAGUGGAGGACUGUGGGAGCUGAGGACUGGGAUGUAGCUGCAGUAGUGUGUAGACAGCUGGGUUGUGGCUCCACUGUUUCAGUACUACUUGUAGACACCACUAGAGCGUUUAGACUUUCCUGUUAUGGGUCUGAGUCUUCACUGAGGGAGUGUUCCAGAAGUUAUAAUCUCUCUCCUGGACUCACAGUGAUCUGCUCAGAUGACUCCCACCAAGGGAACUACAGAUGUGUUUAUGAGAAUUAUGUUUUCUCUCAUAACUUCUCCUCUGAGAGUGAGCUCCUCUCCCUCACCAUCACAGCCUCUCCUCUGCCAGCCUUCAUCAUCAGACACGUUGUAGUGCUGCUGAUCCUACUGACAACAAUCACCACCUCCUACCUGUACUACAAGCCCACCAGGAGGCAGAAGAGAGUGAACAGGGUGAGCAGCAUGGAUCUUUAUGUCAAUGCCAUGGAGAUGGUCUCUCUGAGCUCCAGAGCUGAAGCUGGACCGGGAGAGGAGAGAGCAGCCCAGGGGACGGAGUAGGAGUAGAAUGAAGCUGACCCUACAUGCUGAUCUUAGGUCAGUUUUGUGUUUUAAAUCGAUGGUCAGCAGUGGACUCGUGUUUAAA